UUUUGUCUUCAUCUUCCUCUCCACUUCAUUACCACACAUUGUCUAUCUCUACCACUGCAGGCAGUAAGUUUCAAUAGUGAAUGUUAUUUUGUCUUCAUCUUCCUCUCCACUUCACUACCACACAUUGUCUAUCUCUACCACUGCAGGCAGUAAGUUUCAAUAGUGAAUGUUAUUUUGUCUUCAUCUUCCUCUCCACUUCACUACCACACAUUGUCUAUCUCUACCACUGCAGAGACAAUUGUAAUGCCGCCGCGCCACCUUGUCUUGAUGUGCAGUUGUGUUGUCGUAUAUAUCCAUGGCCAUAAGACAUGAAAAAUAGACACUACAGUAUUAGACCACAUUAUUGCAUAUACACUACAAUGAUAUAAAAUUGCUGUUUGAUUUUCUUGUUGCACUCUCAUUUGCAACAUCAUUGUGCUGUAAUAUUGGGGGCGGGGCUUGAGUCGCAUGAUGUUGACCACUCCCACCACCGACCACACCCAUCCUGCGCAGCAGACUAGGCGGGGCAUUCCUGAACCUCUGUCCGACAGCCAGUAGCCUAUUGGUAACCUGUGACCCCUGCUGUGGCUGGGAAGAGGGAGGAGCAGCAGUUAUAGUUUCCUCCACUGUAGCAGAGUCCCCUGUUCCUCCAAUGUCAGGUCCACCAUCAGAGGGUAUGUCGUGAAGGUGAGGUCUUAUUUGCCGGAGAGGAACCUCCAGUGAUUGGUGGGUCUUCUGCUGCCCCUGAUCUCGACGAACCCUGCCCAGCAGUUUCCCUCUCAGCUGGUUGAGUCUUCCUCCUCCCUCUCCCCGUGAUGAAGAUGAUGAUGGUUUACUCGAUGCCAUUUCAGGCUGCGAGCUAACGAGGUGGGUGUGGUCAUAUACUGUCCCCAGUCCACGCCGGGGUAGUGGUUCAGUACCAGAAUCGGACCCGGAGUCCAGCGAAGGCAUCGUCUCAAAGGCAAAGUUUCUUGCCCUGACGUGUCCACCAGGAUGAUCGUGGUCGGCAGUAGUGAUGGAGGGAGGAGGUGAAAGACUGUCCUCGUUGUUGACACUGGAGAUGAUGUCAUCGAAGCUCUGACUGCGAAGUCGUUGGAUCCUGUGAGUUGGCACAUGUCUCUUAGGCAGA
Messenger RNA from Geodia barretti, 1108 nucleotides. Lineage: Eukaryota; Metazoa; Porifera; Demospongiae; Tetractinellida; Geodiidae. The record is from the annotation of a GenBank genome assembly.